AUGGAAGUUGCAACAGGUCUGCUGCGCGCGGAGAGGCGCGUGUCCGCCGGGGAUCACUCCGCGGCCUGUUUAAAGAUGCUGAACGAUGGUGCGCGUGAAGCCAGCUGUGUGCAGAGAAUGAUCGGUGGUGACUGUCUCCAGCAGGCCGUGUGUAAGGGCUGCACGCGGAUCAUCUCAGACCGCUUCCUGAUGCGGGUCAACGACGCGUCCUGGCACGAGGAGUGUCUGCAGUGUGCCGCGUGCCAGCAGCCGCUCACCGCCACCUGCUUCUGCAGAGACUCCAAACUGUACUGUAGGACUGACUACCAGCAGUUGUUUGCCACCAAAUGCAGUGGCUGUCUGGAGAAGAUAGCGCCCACAGAGUUUGUAAUGCGAGCUGUGGGGAGCGUUUACCACCUCAGCUGCUUCUCCUGCUGCGUCUGUGAGCGUCAGCUGUGCAAAGGAGACGAGUUUGUCCUGAAAGAAGGUCAGCUGCUGUGCAAGAGUGACUACGAGAAGGAGCGGGACCUGCUCAGCACAGUCAGCCCAGACAACUCUGACUCAGAUAAGAGUGAGGAUGAGGAUCUGGAUGUGAAUGCAGAGAAGUGUCCUGCUGGUCAGGGGAAAGGCAGUGAUGACAGCAAAGACCCUCGCCGGCCCAAACGGCCACGUACAAUCCUCACCACCCAGCAGAGGAGGGCUUUCAAGGCCUCAUUUGAGGUCUCCUCCAAACCCUGCAGAAAGGUGAGAGAGACGCUGGCAGCAGAGACGGGCCUCAGCGUACGUGUGGUCCAGGUCUGGUUCCAAAACCAGAGAGCAAAGAUGAAGAAGUUAGCUCGCAGACAGCAGCAACAGCAGGAGCAGCACAACAGCCAAAGGCUAGGCCAAGAGGUGAUAUCAGGCUGCAUGGAGGGCCUGCUCAGCUCAUACUCAGGGCCGCUACCUCCAAGCCAGCAGCAGUUGGUGACCAUGGAGCACAAUGGCUACAACACAGACCCCUUCCAACAGGGCCUCACCCCACCACAGAUGCCUGGAGACCACAUGAACCCCUAUGGUGACUCCAUUUUCCACGACAUUGACAGCGACACAUCUCUGACAAGUCUAAGUGACUGCUUCAUGUCCAAUCCAGAUGUUGGCUCCUUGCACAGUCGGGCGGGGAACCCCAUCGACCGCCUCUACUCCAUGCAGACUUCCUACUUUGCCUCCUGA
Scomber japonicus (chub mackerel) is the source of this 1188-nucleotide messenger RNA. RefSeq names its product LIM homeobox transcription factor 1-beta-like. Gene Ontology annotation, molecular function: RNA polymerase II transcription regulatory region sequence-specific DNA binding; DNA-binding transcription factor activity, RNA polymerase II-specific. NCBI's taxonomy places the organism in Eukaryota, Metazoa, Chordata, Actinopteri, Scombriformes, Scombridae. The record is from RefSeq and is a predicted model, not a curated record. Gene Ontology annotation, biological process: regulation of transcription by RNA polymerase II; neuron differentiation. The transcript is spliced from 8 exons. The coding region runs from base 1 to 1188 and encodes 395 amino acids. Gene Ontology annotation, cellular component: nucleus.